This is a messenger RNA of Oenanthe melanoleuca, 1855 nucleotides long. RefSeq names its product CD2 molecule (gene CD2). The record is from RefSeq and is a predicted model, not a curated record. The transcript has 5 exons. Bases 108 to 1037 code for a protein of 309 amino acids. NCBI's taxonomy places the organism in Eukaryota, Metazoa, Chordata, Aves, Passeriformes, Muscicapidae.
GGCUGCUCCCACAUGUCCCAUCUCUGCUUGCUCACAGCACAAAAUCCUUUCACCUGCCAGCAGCUGUCACUACACAAGGCAACACGGGAUUUUUUUUGACCCUGAAAAUGAACUUUAGGAGGAUUUUCCUAGUCAAGUGCUUGCUGCUUUUAUUUCCCAGUGUAAAAUGCUCCAGCAGCAGCUGGCUUCACAAGGCAGUGAACGACACAGCUCUCCUCAGCAUCCCUGCUGCCCUGCCCCGGGGGAGCAUGGACCAGGUGACGUGGAGCAGAGGCAGGCAGAGGCUGGUGCAGCUCAGGGGGAGCAGCACCAGGCACUUUGUGAACAAGGAGCAGUGCAGGUGUGCCCUGCUCCGCAACGGGACCCUGCAGAUCCGGCGCCUGCGGACAGAGGACGGUGGCACCUACACGGUGAUGGUUUAUCUCCGUGGAAAACUGCAGGCAGAAGAAAACAUAACCUUACUCGUGCAGGAACCUGUCCCUCAGCCAAUCCUCAUCUCUGAGUGUGGGAAUAAAAACAUAUCUGUCAAGUGUGAAGCAAAGCAAAAGGCUAAGGAUGAAGCAUUUAUAAUAGAACUGAUUCAACCCAAUGGCAAAAAAAUCCAAAAGAAUGCAACAGUGCUGGAAUGGCACGGGUGGAAUCCUGGGACAUUCAGAUGUGUUGCUAAGAACAAAGUCAGUGAAAAAAUGGCUGAAAAAGUAAUCAAGUGCUCAGGCAAGAUGGACUUUUAUCUCAUCUUAAGCAUAGCAGGAGGUGCAGUCUUUUUUGUCAUCUUUGUGAUUUGCCUUAUUUAUUGUAUCAGAAGGAAGAAAACAAAAAGGAGUGAAGUUUAUGAGGAGGAGCGAGCCAUGCACAGCCUGCCCGUGGCCAGCCAGAAGGGGACACGGGAGCUGCCCCAGACCCCACCCAAGGCCACCCCAAAGCAGGUGAGGGUGCAGCAGCGGCCGCUGCCCCCGCAGCCCCCGGAGCAGCCACGGCCCCAGCCGCGGCCCCGCGCCCGGCCCCGCGCCCCAAACCUGCCCAGAGAGCGGCCCUGAGCGCCCACCCUGCUCCCUCUGCUCCACCAGCCCUGGGCAAGGAAGGGCUGAGCCCCUCCUGCCCAGCCCUGCAAUGCUCAGCUAUGGAAAGGCAGCUUUCGGUGCAGAAAAUUACAGAGAGCGUCAAACACGGAUGAGAAGACUCAAGGUGAUGAGCAUUCAUCCCUGUAGCCAUUUUUCUGUGGGUGCCUUCAGGUCAGGAUAUGGAUGUGGAGCACUGGGCCUUUCUGUGGUUCACUUGUUUUCACUGCACCUCGUUUUCUUCCUGCUUUUUGGAUGGUUUUCACCAAGAAGAAGCUAAAGCGCUACUGAGGCAAAAUGGACCAAUGGAUCUUACAGAGUUUUGUCUCCUGCUACACAUUAGGACAACUCUCUGGCUUCAGCAUCAAACACAUGGCCUCCUGGACCAAAAAAUAGUUGUAUGUAAUUAAAUAUUUGUCUGAAGUUGAAAGGAUUUGUGUUGUACAAUGCAGAGAAGAAAAUACUGAAAGGACGUGUGAGAGCCUUGAAGCACCAGCAUUGGAUAAAAUGGGAAAGGGAAAAACUUUUCCUUUCUCCACUGUGUUUAGAAAAGAAACUGAGCUUGAAUUGCAGCAAGGGAGAGUUGGGUCAGUAUUUUUUUUUUUUUUAAUGUAAUACUGAGGGAGUUUUCUGGGAGUUCUCCACCACUGGGAUUUCAAAGAGUGGAUGAGACAACAUUCUGUGAAGCUUCUUUGUCCUGACAAGGACCACGAAAAUGUGCUACACAGCCUCUUCAGGGACAGUUUCAACUCGGUUUUCUGUGACUUUUAGGCAAAUAAAACAAAUCUUUAUUCUCA